This is a messenger RNA of Colletotrichum phormii, 536 nucleotides long. RefSeq lists its product as uncharacterized. The transcript has a single exon. The record is from RefSeq and is a predicted model, not a curated record. The coding region runs from base 172 to 477 and encodes 101 amino acids. Lineage: Eukaryota; Fungi; Ascomycota; Sordariomycetes; Glomerellales; Glomerellaceae.
UGGCUUGAACUCACCUUUGUGUGUGAGAUGAUGCUGAUAAGUGAUGAUGCGCUGGAUAGUCGGCAAAAGUGAGUGAAGUUGGAUGAAGACGACGAUAAAGACACGCAGUCCUCUUGAGAUGAGGCUGACAAGACCAACGAGGUUGCCAAGGCGCUUGGCCGUCUGACGCUCAUGGCUCACUACCGUUGUUCUCUUGGGAGCUUCCUCUUUUGGGAGGGAUUAUGCAUCGUUGUGCAGGCCGGUGGUAUGCGUCCGGUAAAGGCGGCGAUUGCUUGGAGACUUUCGAGGACCGGCUGUUCCCCGCCGGUGAUAGCUACCCGUCGUCCGGACCCUUGUUCUUAUCGUUCCGGUGUUAUCGGCCGUCUUGGUCCCCGUAUUCGUUGUGCGCGCCGGUUGCGCGUGGAUGCGGAUAGAGGUUCAGGUUUUCCGAGGGGAGGAAAUAUCAUGAACAUGUCGAACAAUUUCAGACAUGGAUGAAGACGGCGUUGCCAAUGGCGAGCAUCUUGUAUCUCAUAAGGCAAAUGCCAUUAUACAAG